CAUGCCGGCUCAAGUGUGCGCCAUGGCUGCAUUGGGCAUUGCCCAUAUCAGCUUGAAGUUGCAGAGGAGACGGACGUAGCUGAUCAAUAGGGCUCAUAAGCCAUGAAAAGAGAAGCGAUCAAUUGCCUUGCAAGAAUUCGGAAGAGGAGCCACUCCAGCGGGUUUGCUGCCCUGGGGGCCGGGUCCUGACAUGCAAGGCGGUUAGUGAAGCGCCAGCGCAUUUAAUCUCCUCAAAGCAGAAGCAGCUCCAGCUGCGGACCCAUCAUGGAGCGUCCGCUCAUUGACAGCCGCCGCAGCUCGCCAGGUGGCAGUCGUUCAGCGGCUGCCAGGGACUCCCCUCCUAGCGCCCUCACCAUCGAUCGAAGAGGAAACGCAUUCAAAACAGGCUCCAAUGUGCAGCAAGCGGCUGCGCUGGUUGAUAUAGCCUAUGACGGCGAAGGGCUACCUGAGUCAUUUCUUGAGAGCCCCCACUUUUCUGAGAAGGCGUCUUACUAUCUCGUUUACAAUGCUGCCGGGCCCUUGUGGCUCGCAACGUAUGCGGCCCUGCUUCUGCUCAACUUUGUAGAGGUACCCUCUUGGUGCCUCAACAAUCAUGAGCAAUAUUGCGGGAAUCCUAAAGAGUACUGGCUGGGCGACGUGCCAUACCUUCCCCCCAACGUCUUCCUUGUCGUUGAGCUUGUCAUUUUCCUACUCCUUGCGGCACACAUCCUCUUUCCACUCCUAUAUGCUGGGCCCAAGCUCUAUCAGGAGAGCCCCAAGGAUGCCAUCAGCACAGGGCUCUUACUGCUCCUGGGCUUAGACAUCAUCCGUCAGAUGCUGUUCUGGUGGACGCAAUUUCCUGUAGUGGAACCGCAGGCAGUGAGACUCGCGCCGUACCUGCGUGUGUUGAUCUUCCUGGUCUCGGUCAAAGAGAUGCGGGACAAUCUUUGGACGGUGGUGGCUGUCGUUCCUAAGUUCUUGGACAUUUUCAUCCUGGGUUUCGUCUUCCUGGUGUUCUCCUCGUGGCUGGCAUAUGUGCUCUUUGAGGAUACUCUUCAGGGGAGGAAGGAGUUCCCGACUUUUGGCAUCACCUCCCUCAAGAUGUUCAUCCUUCUCACGGGCUCAAAUAACCCAGAUGUCUGGCAAACGGCGUAUGAGCAGCACCGCGCAUACAGUCUCUUCUUCGUCCUCUACCUCCUGUUGGGCCUUUACUUCCUUACGAACCUCACUCUUGCUGUCAUCUUCGACAGCUUCAAGAAUCAGUUGGGCUACGCUCGCAAAGCCAUUGAAGAGAACAAGCGUCGCGUGCUGUCCCGCGCCUUCUCGUUCGUCGACGAGCAAAAGCGGGGCUUCAUCGACAGCGACCAGCUGACUGCCUUAAUGAACGCGCUCAACUUGUACCGGGCGGUGCCCCACAUCGAGAAGGACGACAUGCGCCACAUCUUUUUGGCGCUGGACGACUCGGGGGACUACAAGAUCCAGGAAGACGAGUUCUCGGACGUCUGCGAGGCGAUCGGGACCAAGUUUAUUAAGCUGGACGAGCCGCCGUUUCUGCAGAUCGUGGCGCCCGGUGUCUUCAACAGCCGCGCCUUCACCGCGGUGCGGGACUUUGUGAAGGACCCGCGCUUCGACCGGUACGUGAUGACGUCAGUCCUGCUGGCCAAUCUGGUGACUGUGGCCAUCGAGACGACGCUCGACAUGGAGAACCUGCCCUCGCAGGCCAUCUGGCAGAAUAUCGAGUACGUGUUUGGGUGGGUAUACGUCCUGGAGGCGUUGCUCAAGGUCAGCGCGCUCGGCUUCUGCAACUACUGGCGGCAGGGCGCCAACCGCUUCGACUUUCUUAUCACGUGGAUCAUCUUGAUUGGUCAGACGGCGCUCAUCCUAGACCCGCACCAGACUGUCGCUAGCAAGGAGUGGAUCCGUUACUUGCUGAUUGGGCGCAUGCUGCGCCUCUUGCGGCUGCUGACGUACAUCGAGCGCUACCGCGCGAUCGUGAACACGUUCCUGAAACUCGUUCCCGCGAUGGGGCCUCUCUUCGGGGUCCUGUUUGGUUUCCUCUCGCUCUUCACCAGCCUCGGGAUCCACCUUUUCGGGGGGUUGGUGUACGAGAGCAACCCCCUGCUGAAGUCGACCCCCCUGAGCGACCACAAGCCGUACAACUUCAACGACUACUCCGCGGGCAUGGUCACGCUCUUCAACCUGUUGUGCCAGGCCAGCUGGCAGGAUUGGAUGGAGGGUUACGCCGUUUUGAGCGGACACCGCGCGCUCGCCCGGGCGUUCUUCCUCACCUUCAUUGCCCUGGGGACGUACCUGGUGAUGAACGUCUUCGUCUCAUUCGUCAUGGAGGCGUUCACCGUUGAGAUGGAACUAGCGGCGGCGGAGAAAAAGGAGGAGGCGUGGCGGAGCGGGGGGCGGUUGAACCUGAGCGUUGCGCGCCAUGGGGCUAAUGUUAGGCCGGAAUCGAGCCCCAUGGAACGGUUGAUGGAUAAGAUGUUUGGGGAGGGGGAGGGAGACGAGGAUAAGGAUAGCGCUGACCCAGGAGUGUGAAUACGGGUCAUGAAUGUAAAGAUAAGUUUUUUUGGAGAGGCUGACGAUGCCCGUCAGCGUUUAUUCGCAUAGUACUUCAGGUUCGCCCGCAAGUCAGCAGUCAUUGUGAGCUGCACUCACUUUGUAGUAUAAACCAAAGCGCGCGCAAUCAGUUGCUGAGGAAGAUAUAGUACGCGUCAGCUGUUGCAGCUGAGCUCGAUGGGCGUUGCAGAGCUUUUCUUAGCAUAAAGUCACGAAGCGGUAAGUACUAUUCAGUAAGGUGGAUUUGGAUGGCUGCAUAUGACCUCCCUGGAGCUAUAUCAUUUUGAGACCCCAUGCGCACGUGUAAUCAGGUAAUGCUCUUCUUUGGGUCACUUUUGGAAAAGCCUAGCUGCCUCCGAUUGAGUGAGCUUGAUCGAAU
Messenger RNA from Klebsormidium nitens, 2926 nucleotides. The record is from the annotation of a GenBank genome assembly. Lineage: Eukaryota; Viridiplantae; Streptophyta; Klebsormidiophyceae; Klebsormidiales; Klebsormidiaceae.